Molecule: messenger RNA, 748 nt
Organism: Protobothrops mucrosquamatus (brown spotted pit viper)
Lineage: Eukaryota; Metazoa; Chordata; Lepidosauria; Squamata; Viperidae
Gene: FRRS1L
Product: ferric chelate reductase 1 like
Exons: 3
Coding region: 1-588 (195 amino acids)
Biological process (GO): regulation of glutamate receptor signaling pathway
Source: RefSeq, a predicted model, not a curated record
AUGGUCUCCAUUUCCUUUAUCAUAUGUAGGUAUGGUAAACCUGGAUGCGCUGCAGAUACAUGCGACUAUUUUCUCAGUUACCGCAGAAUAGGAGCUGACAUAGAGUUUGAAUUGAGUGCUGAAGCUGAUGGCUGGGUAGCUGUAGGAUUUUCUUCAGAUAAGAAAAUGGGUGGAGAUGAUGUUAUGGCCUGUGUUCAUGAUGAUAAUGGAAGAGUCAGAAUACAUCACUUCUACAAUGUUGGUCAGUGGGCAAAAGAAAUCCAAAGAAACCCUGCCAGAGAUGAAGAAGGUAUUUUUGAAAAUAAUCAUGUCACAUGUCGAUUUAAGCGCCCAGUGAAGGUUCCCAGGGAUGAAACUAUCGUAGAUCUCCAUCUGAGUUGGUACUAUUUAUUUGCUUGGGGCCCAGCAAUUCAGGGUUCUAUAACACGGCAUGAUAUAGAUUCUCCACCGGUUUCGGAGCAUGUGGUCAGUAUUUACAAGUAUGAAGAUAUUUUUAUGCCUUCAGCUGCCUAUCAGACUUUUUCAUCUCCUUUUUGUUUGUUACUUAUUGUUGCUCUGACAUUCUAUAUAUUGAUGGGAACCCCAUGACAUCCCGUAUAAUAUUAUGACAGAUUGAAAUUAUUUGUCAGACAGUGUUGGUUAAAAUUUUACCCUUUUCUAUUGGAAUUUAUAUUAGAGGACAAUUUAAUCAUUCAGAUUGUGAACAAUAACCCUGAGGCAUAAAUAUGUGCCAAAUAAUUUCAAGAUC